AUGCCGCAAGGACUGAAGAACCUCCCUGCGACAUUCAAUAGAUGCGCCACGCAUCUAUUGCGCUCGGUGCGCGACUUCGCACCGAGCUACUUCGACGAUGUGUACGUUCACAGCCGGGCUGUGAACGAGAAGACGGACGUCGAGAUGCACAAGGAGCAUCUCCGGGAACUGCUUGGGCUCAUGCGCAAGCACAAGCUCUAUGCAAACCUGAAGAAGUGCAUCUUCGUCAAGCUGGGCUUGACUGAAGCGCCGAUCUUGGCGGUGGCUGACCAAGAUCGUCCCUUUCACGUAGUGUGUGACGCAUCCGAUUUUGCGAUCGGAUGUGCGUUAAUGCAACUCGAUCACGAGGGCCGUGAUCGAGUCGUCUACUACCAGUCGCGUCAGCUGAAGCCAGCUGAGCGAAACUACCCAGUGCAUGACAAGGAACUCCUUGCCAUGAAGUAUGCACUCUCGAAGUUCCGAGUGUACUUACUCGGCAACACACUGUUCGUGGUCUAUACGGACCACGCAUCGUUCCGGACGGCUGUGAAGUCUCCGCACAUCUCGCAACGAAUGGCGAGAUGGUUGUUCUUCUUCGCGGAGUACAACUUCCGGGUCGAGUACAAACCCGGAAGGUUGAACGUCGUCGCGGACGCAUUGUCGCGAUGA
Phytophthora megakarya is the source of this 648-nucleotide messenger RNA. NCBI's taxonomy places the organism in Eukaryota, Oomycota, Peronosporomycetes, Peronosporales, Peronosporaceae. The record is from the annotation of a GenBank genome assembly.